Dioscorea cayenensis subsp. rotundata (Guinea yam) is the source of this 1831-nucleotide messenger RNA. Its product is annotated as interferon-related developmental regulator 1-like. The record is from RefSeq and is a predicted model, not a curated record. The transcript is spliced from 14 exons. Bases 431 to 1681 code for a protein of 416 amino acids. NCBI's taxonomy places the organism in Eukaryota, Viridiplantae, Streptophyta, Magnoliopsida, Dioscoreales, Dioscoreaceae.
GUUCCCAAUUCAAACCCUAAUUUCCAAUUUCGCUGCCGUCGUUUCCACUUCGCCGUGGCGCCAUUGUGAUCGCCGCCACCAGGAGCUCCUCAAUGAUCUGGUCGUGUAGCCGGCUCGAACUCAGCGGCAGGUGCCGGAGCUGGGGACGGCCUGGCGGAGCUGCGGAUCGAGAUGCGAAAAUAUCCUAUGUAAUCUUAAUCGGAUUGGAAUUCUUAUUAGAAAAGAAUUCGAAUUGGAGAAGGUGUUCUUUUUUUUUUCUACGAAUCCGAAUUCUUAUUCGAAUAGAAUUCAAAUUGGAGAAAGUGUUUCUUUUUUUUCCAUAAAUUAUAUAUAGAUAGCACUGUAUUAUGUAAUUAUAAACCUUGAAAAUAAAAGAGUUCAAGCUCUUGUGCUUCUUUGGCUCCUUGAAACUCUGCAACUCCAGUGAAUCAUGGGAAAAAGUAGGAUUGACAAGGAGAAGGUCGUGGACAAACAAAAAGCUUUGCUAGAGAAAAACACCACUAGACGAGAGCGAAAUCAAUAUGUGGCCACUGAUUUAUCCAAGCCUGACAAUAAAAUUGAUAUUGUAUCUAAUUCACAAUCUAUAAGUAAACGAAAAAUAGAUGACUUUGUGGAUGCUCUCAGUAAUAAGAGAGUAUCAGUACGAGAGAAGGCUUUAAUUGUGGUUAUGGAUCUCUUGGAAAGUAAUGGGUUUGGUGAAGUAUUGGAGUCAAGAUACAUUACGUUAUUGUAUGAGUAUCUCAAAUUUAUUGAGAAGGGGACAAUCAAAGAAGCUUCAAUUGCUUGCCGUUCCGUUGGAUUAUUGGCUAUUUGCAUUGGUUGUACAAGCAAGGUUCAGGAAAUCAUAGAACAUUCAACUCCGAUUUUUUCUAAAGUUCUUGAAUCACGGCUUAACCCACAAGUUAGAUCAUCUCUAUUCCAAUGUAUUGCUAUCGUCACUUUUGUUAGUAAUAAUCCAUGUGAAACCCAAAUGUAUAUGAAAACCAUUUGGGAGGCAAUUGAGGAAAAUUCAAAUUCUAAUCAUGGACAGAAUAAUAAGAUUAAAUCGUCUGUGUUGGUGACUGACUUGACAGCAUGGUCAUUUCUGCUGACAAAGUUGGACCAUUGGAGGAUUGAUUCAAACAAGUGGAAAGGUUCAAUAUCAUUGUUGACCACAUUGCUCGAGGAUGCAGAUUCAUCUACUAGAAUAGCCGCUGGUGAAGCCAUUGCUCUAAUUUUUGAGACAGGUAGAGCGUAUAAUUUCUGCAUAGAAGAGGGCGAUUGUGAAUUUGUCAAGGACACAGUGAAAACUCAAGCAAGCCGAUAUUCAAGUGAAGCUAAGCAAAAUGAAGAGAAAAGUGUUUUUGAUGACAUUUUUGUAUUUUUGAAUGAUGGUACAUUUCAGGAUAAAUCAAUAAAAUUUGCAAAUAAACACGGAGAGCUGAAAGUGUCAACAUGGGCAAGAGCCAUUCAGUUGAAUUUUAUCAAGUGUUUUCUUGGGGCUGGUUUCCGCAAUCACAUGCAGAGCAAUGAGUUCCUUCAAGAUCUUUUUGGUUUAUCAGAAGAGGAUGAUCAUCAAACCUGGGAUGAAAAGACGGUAAAUUAUACAUCUCACAAGGAAAGAAUGCAAUUGCGAAACAAGCAGAGGAAAUUGGUUGAGGAACAACAUUUUUGUUUCGACUCUGAAGAAGGAUUUGCCUGACUAUUUUAUACAGUUUUUUAUUUUUUUAUUUUUUUAUUUUUGUGUGUAUAUAUGCAUGUGUAUGUGUAUAUACAUACAUCAAUUUUUAUUUUGUAUUAAAACAAUUUUAUUAUACAUUUAAUUACUAAUCAAUGAAUUGUCGAUUUUUUC